Molecule: messenger RNA, 1025 nt
Organism: Eriocheir sinensis (Chinese mitten crab)
Lineage: Eukaryota; Metazoa; Arthropoda; Malacostraca; Decapoda; Varunidae
Product: translation initiation factor IF-2-like
Exons: 3
Coding region: 1-873 (290 amino acids)
Source: RefSeq, a predicted model, not a curated record
AUGGGCAGCUCUCUGGACAUUUACCCUUCAGGCGCCAAAUAUGGCAGUAGAAUCUACUUACCAAAGAAGGGAGAACGUCGGGGCGGCACUCCACGUCAGCCGGGCAGCCCGUCAGGCGGCAAGACACGCUUGUUGCCAGCCACCUCACAGGCCCUGCAAGACAGACGUGUGGCCCUACAUGCCUACAGGCUCUACAGCCUCCAAGCCUCGAGCACACCAGCAGCAACUCUACAGGCGUCCAGCCUACAAGCCUCGAGCACACCAGCUACAAGCAACUCUACAGGCGUCCAGCCUACAAGCCUCGAGCACACCAGCUACAAGCAACUCUACAGGCGUCCAGCCUACAAGCCUCGAGCACACCAGCUACAAGCAACUCUACAGGCGUCCAGCCUACAAGCCUCGAGCACACCAGCUACAAGCAACUCUACAGGCGUCAAGCCUACAAGCCUCGAGCACACCAGCUACAAGCAACUCUACAGGCGUCCAGCCUACAAACCUCGAGCACACCAGCUACAAGCAACUCUACAGGCGUCCAGCCUACAAGCCUCGAGCACACCAGCUUCAAGCAACUCUACAGGCGUCAAGCCUACAAGCCCCGAGCACACCCACCGGCCUACGCAGCCGAAAGCGAGGGCCACAAUCUACAAGCCGCUCCCCCGCUUCAAGCCAGCACUGCUACGAACCCUGCAAGCCACUCCACGAUCCGGAAGAAGUAUUCACACCAGCAACGAGGAGGCACGCCCCGCUGACCUUGGGACACCCCACAUGCCCCUCGCUCCACAGCUGGGGGCACCACCGCCGCUGCCGGGAGCAUCGGCCCAAACCUCUUCCGGCAAACAGUCAGCAAGGGUACCCGCGGCCAUCUCCCGUUGACUGCAAGCUGUUCCCACUACCGUUUCUUGCAAGGCGUCUUCUCAAGAGGUUGCACACCCAAGUCGUCUUAUCUGCCACCGCCGCCCAUCUCUUACUAUAACAAGGACGACGCGGCCAUCAUUCGUCUGGCGGCAGUGUACCGGCUCCCAUCC